AUGGCUUUCAGUCAGUCAUCCUCAUCAUCCUAUGACUCUUCCUCUUACUCUUCCUCUUCGUCUUUUGAUGAAGAUCACCAAUCUGAUUCAUACGAUGAUGAACCGGAGGAUGAACAACUUGCACCUGAUUCACAAGAGUCGCCUACCUUGGUUGGAUCCGACACCGAAUACAGAUGCGAAUCGGAGCCUGAUUCAGAGGCCGACUCUGCCAAAAAGACCAAGACCAAGACCAAGUCCAACACCAAGACCAAAACCAAUACCAAUGUUGAGGCAAAAUCCAAAAACAAAUCGCCUUCGCCUACCGCCGUUGUAAAUAAGAAACGGCCCCGGGAGAAGCCAGAGGAAAAGGCCUGUGAUGCCUCCAACGAGAAGAGGAAGAAGGCAGAAAAUGAAACAAAUCUCCAAACUGGUGGUGAUGAUGCUAUGGAGAAGGACAAGGAGAUGAAGAAGAAGAAGAAGAACAAGUCGAGGUCGUCUUCGUCUGCUGCUGCUAAUGCGAGAGUAUGGAGCGAAAGGGAUGAGCUUGUUAUGGUGAAAGGUAUUAUCUCAUUUCUGAAAAAGUUCUCGACAUUUGACGGAAAAAAGUUCUACAAUUGGAUCAACAAGUACAUUGAAGCGGACGUGUCAAGAGGUCAAAUAGCAGAUAAAGUGUGUCGAUUGAAGAAGAAAUAUCGUAACAACGAAGCGAACCGCGGGCCAAAUGGGGAGGAUCCUGUCUUCUCAAAGCCUCAUGAGCAGAAAUUGUUUGACCUAUCAAAACUAGCAUGGGGGAGUAUUAGUUGUACCACUAAUCAUAAUAAUACUAAUGCUGAUAUUAUUGAUGGUGUAGUUGAAGAAGGUGCUGAUGCUGAGAAAAAGGCAACGGAUGAUGUUGACGAUGCUGAGAAAAAGGCAACGGAUGUUGUUGACGAUGCUCAGAAAAAGGCAACGGAUGAUGAUAUUUUGCAGGAGAAGGAAGUAUUGUUUGACGAUAAUCUAGUUAUUGAAGCUUUUGAUAAGUAUUUAACAAGUCGUGGCUUAGAUUUGAGGUGGUUUGGUCAAGACAAAUUAGAGAGCUUGGAGAACAAGUGGAGAAAAAUCAGAGUUGCUGAAUCUACUUUUCGCUUACUGCAAGCCAAGUUUGAUGCAAAGUUGCAUCAAAUAGCGCUACAUGCUUACAACUUCUUUGAUUAUUAG
Messenger RNA from Prunus mume (Japanese apricot), 1176 nucleotides. RefSeq lists its product as uncharacterized. Gene Ontology annotation, cellular component: nucleus. NCBI's taxonomy places the organism in Eukaryota, Viridiplantae, Streptophyta, Magnoliopsida, Rosales, Rosaceae. The record is from RefSeq and is a predicted model, not a curated record. Gene Ontology annotation, biological process: regulation of DNA-templated transcription.